Daktulosphaira vitifoliae (grape phylloxera) is the source of this 1596-nucleotide messenger RNA. RefSeq names its product 17-beta-hydroxysteroid dehydrogenase 13-like. NCBI's taxonomy places the organism in Eukaryota, Metazoa, Arthropoda, Insecta, Hemiptera, Phylloxeridae. Gene Ontology annotation, molecular function: oxidoreductase activity, acting on the CH-OH group of donors, NAD or NADP as acceptor. The transcript is spliced from 8 exons. Gene Ontology annotation, cellular component: lipid droplet. The record is from RefSeq and is a predicted model, not a curated record. The coding region runs from base 286 to 1287 and encodes 333 amino acids.
ACCAAGAAAGCGUUUCAGUUUAUGUUGUGAUUCGAACGCAGCGUGUCUUGUUGUUUCAUUUCACCGUUGGAUUAAAAAUCCUAUUCACUGUAAGAUCGAAGCCGCACUUCGAUUGGUUAUGGUGUAGCUAAACCGAGAAAGCAGAACGAAAACCACCAAAACAUUGUUUGUAAAUUACACAUAAACUUUGUUUCAUAUUAGACUGCUGCCAAUUUCACAUCAAUAUUCGGAUGAGGUAGUUUUGUGAGAUUUUCAUAGUUGACUAGUAAAUAGAUAAAACAGGAGAUGACGGCCAACGGAAACGUGCUCUCAGCUCCAUCAACGGGCAAAAGAUACAGAUCAAGUUCUAUGAGUAAUACACUCGCAUAUGCCGGCCUUUUGUUGGUUGAGUUGAUAUUAUUGGUUAUUAAGUUUGUAUAUACAACCAUUGAAUCAAUACUGCGAGCAUUUUUACCGCCGCUAGAAAAAUCGUUAGUGGAUGAAAUAAUAUUAAUUACUGGAGCUGGUCAUGGAAUUGGUCGAGAACUAGCAAUUUUAUUCGCUGAACAAAAUGCAAUAAUCGUAUGUUGGGAUCUUGAUGAAAAAGGCAAUGAACAAACGAAACAAAUCCUCAAAAUUAGAGGACAUGAUCGAGUAUUUACUUAUAAAGUAGACGUAUCAAACAGACAAGAAGUCUUAGAUGCUGCUGCUAUGGUGAAAGAAAAAGUUGGAGAUGUAUCCGUGCUGGUGAAUAACGCUGGAAUUAUGCCUUGCAGGCCCUUAUCGAAGCAAAGUCACGAAACCGUAGAAAAAAUAUUUAACGUGAACGUACUGGCACAUUUUUGGACGUUGGAAGCAUUUUUGCCCAGUAUGAUUGAAAGAAAUCAUGGUCAUGUAAUAGCUCUAUCAUCAAUGUGUGGUGUUAUUGGACUUCCCAAUGUCGUACCUUAUUGUGCGUCGAAAUUUGCCGUAAGAGGGUUAAUGGAAGCGUUAUAUGAAGAGUUAAGAACAGGUGACACAAAGAAUUCAAAAUCAGAUAUUAAGUUUACUACUGUUUAUCCUAUAAUGGUUAACACCGGCUUGGUAAAGAAACCAAGAAACCGUUUUCCUUUCUUAUUAGAUAUGCAAAAACCCGAAAAAGUUGCUAAUAUUAUUGUUAAAUCAAUGAGAAGGAAUUAUAAAGAAGUCAGUAUACCAUGGUUGUUGUUGCCUCUUGAUCGGAUAUCUAGAUUGUUUCCCGGAAAAUUUAUUCAAAAUGUAAAAGACUUCAUUGACACAGGUUUAGAUCCUCAUACUGACGAGUAUUAAUAUAAGAAAAAUAUUAUUUGUCUUUCAAUGACAGUUUUUACCAAAAAAUGUUAGGCAUCUUAUAUUUUGUUAUAAACGUUAUAUAUAUAUAUAUAUAUAUGUAUACAUUAAAUUAUUUUACAUUGUUUAUUACCAUUAGUUGAAGCUCAAUUGUAAUGUUGACUUAAUUUUUAAGUUGUAUAUAUACAUGUAUUCAUCUAUAAAUAUCUUGUAAAUAGGAAAUCAAGAGGGGAAAUUUCACAGAAAUAAUUUAUUGAGAAUAUAUUUUAUUAUAUGUAACCAAUGAUACCUAUUAUUUAAAAUAUACAC